AGGGCAUGGCGCUGGCUGGCAGGGCCGUGCCAGGCCGGGGGAACCUCGGAAGGCCGUGUCCAUUCAGCAUUGACCAUAUCCUGUCCAGUCCUCCCCCGCCGGCCUUGCCCCACUUUGGCCCACAGACCCAGAUCAAGAGUCCUGAGCCGCCCAGGGGGUCCCGGUCUCCCGGAACCCAUCCUGAGGACCCAGAGGAGCUGGAGGAGCCAGGACCGGCAGCCUGUGGCAUCUGCUGCUGCUGUGCCCACCACGCCGGCCCCCACCAUCUGCAGGAGCCUGCUGUCUGGCUGGAUUCCAGGUUUCCUUGGCCACUGAGGCUGCUUCCUGCUACAGGCCGUGUGUGCAAGGGGCCCCGGGGCCCCCCAGCUGGGACCCUGCCCCCAUUUCAGCCCCUGCAAAGAAGAACCCGGAGGCACCGAACCAUCUUCAGCGAGGAGCAGCUGCAGGCCUUGGAGGCCUUGUUCUUGCAGAACCAGUACCCAGAUGUGGUGGCGCGAGAGCAUCUGGCUAACCGCAUCCACCUCAAGGAGGAGCGAGUGGAGGUCUGGUUCAAAAACCGUCGGGCCAAAUGGAGGCAUCAGAAGCGGGCGUCGGCCUCGGCCCUCAUCCUGCAGGGCGCUAAGAAGGCCCCCAAGGAGAGCUGCUGAGGGGA
Messenger RNA from Antechinus flavipes (yellow-footed antechinus), 652 nucleotides. It is a transcript of the gene GSC2, whose product is annotated as goosecoid homeobox 2. The transcript is spliced from 3 exons. Gene Ontology annotation, molecular function: DNA-binding transcription factor activity, RNA polymerase II-specific; RNA polymerase II cis-regulatory region sequence-specific DNA binding. Gene Ontology annotation, cellular component: nucleus. The coding region runs from base 6 to 647 and encodes 213 amino acids. NCBI's taxonomy places the organism in Eukaryota, Metazoa, Chordata, Mammalia, Dasyuromorphia, Dasyuridae. Gene Ontology annotation, biological process: regulation of transcription by RNA polymerase II. The record is from RefSeq and is a predicted model, not a curated record.